CGCCUCCACCCCGGACCGCUGCACCCGAGUGCACACAGGCUCCCUGCUGGGCACAAACAGCUCCACCAUGGGGCUGGCCUGGGGACUCAGUGUCCUAUUCCUGUUGCACGCAUGUGGCUCCAGCCGCAUUCCUGAGUCUGGGGGAGACAACAGCGUGUUCGACAUCUUUGAACUCACCGGGGCUGCCCGUAAGGGCUCCGGGCGCCGCCUGGUGAAGGGUCCUGACCCUUCCAGCCCAGCUUUCCGCAUUGAGGAUGCCAACCUAAUCCCCCCCGUGCCUGAUGACAAGUUCCAAGACCUGGUGGAUGCUGUGCGGGCAGAGAAAGGCUUCCUUCUCUUGGCCUCCCUGAGGCAAAUGAAGAAGACCCGAGGCACGCUGCUGGCCAUAGAACGGAAAGACCACUCGGGCCAGGUCUUCAGUGUGGUCUCCAAUGGCAAAGCGGGCACCUUGGACCUGAGCCUGACCGUGCAGGGGAUGCAACACGUGGUGUCGGUGGAAGAAGCGCUGCUGGCGACCGGCCAGUGGAAGAGCAUCACCCUGUUUGUGCAGGAGGACCGGGCCCAGCUGUACAUUGGCUGUGAGAAAAUGGAGAACGCAGAGCUGGACGUCCCCGUCCAGAGCAUCUUCACCAGGGACCUGGCCACCACGGCCAGGCUCCGCGUCGCAAAAGGAGGAGUCAAUGACAAUUUCCAGGGGGUGCUGCAGAACGUGAGGUUUGUCUUUGGAACCACACCAGAAGCCAUCCUCAGGAAUAAAGGCUGUUCGAGCGCCACCAGUGUCCUUCUCACCCUCGACAACAAUGUGGUAAACGGCUCCAGCCCUGCCAUCCGCACUAACUACAUUGGCCACAAGACGAAGGAUCUGCAGGCCAUCUGCGGCAUCUCCUGUGAUGAGCUGUCCAGCAUGGUCCUGGAGUUGAGGGGCCUGCGCACCAUCGUGACCACGCUCCAGGACAGCAUCCGCAAAGUGACUGAAGAGAACAAAGAGUUGGCCAUUGAGCUGAGGAGGCCUCCCCUCUGCUACCACAAUGGAGUUCAGUACAGGAAUAAUGAGGAGUGGACCGUUGAUAGCUGCACGGAGUGCCACUGUCAGAACUCCGUUACCAUCUGCAAGAAAGUGUCCUGCCCUAUCAUGCCCUGCUCCAAUGCCACUGUCCCUGACGGAGAAUGCUGUCCACGGUGUUGGCCCAGCGACUCUGCGGAUGACGGCUGGUCCCCAUGGUCCGAGUGGACCUCCUGCUCUGCGACCUGUGGCAAUGGAAUCCAACAGCGCGGUCGCUCCUGUGACAGCCUCAACAACCGAUGCGAGGGCUCCUCUGUCCAGACGCGGACCUGCCAUAUUCAGGAGUGCGAUAAGAGAUUUAAACAGGAUGGCGGCUGGAGCCACUGGUCCCCAUGGUCGUCUUGUUCCGUGACCUGUGGCGAUGGUGUGAUCACAAGAAUUCGACUCUGCAAUUCUCCGAGCCCCCAGAUGAACGGGAAGCCAUGUGAAGGCGAAGCCCGGGAGACCAAAGCCUGCCAGAAAGACGCCUGCCCCAUCAAUGGAGGCUGGGGUCCCUGGUCGCUGUGGGACCUCUGUUCUGUCACCUGUGGAGGAGGGGUGCAGAAACGUAGCCGGCUCUGUAACAACCCCACACCCCAGUUUGGAGGCAAGGACUGUGUCGGCGACGCGACAGAAAACCAGAUCUGCAACAAGCAGGACUGCCCAAUUGACGGAUGCCUGUCCAAUCCCUGCUUUGCUGGGGUCAAGUGCACGAGUUACCCGGACGGCAGCUGGAAGUGCGGUGCCUGUCCCCCGGGCUACAGCGGAAAUGGCGUCCAGUGCCAAGACGUGGAUGAGUGCAGAGAAGUACCUGACGCCUGCUUCCACCACAGCGGCGAGCACCGGUGUGAGAACACGGACCCCGGCUACAACUGCCUGCCCUGCCCGCCGCGCUUCACGGGCACACAGCCCUUCGGCCAGGGUGUGGACUACGCCACCGCCCACAAACAGGUGUGCAAGCCGCGCAACCCCUGCACGGACGGGACGCACGACUGCAACAAGAACGCCAAGUGCAGCUACCUGGGCCACUACAGCGACCCCAUGUACCGCUGCGAGUGCAAGCCCGGCUACGCGGGCAAUGGCAUCAUCUGCGGGGAGGACACAGACCUGGACGGAUGGCCCAACGAGGACCUGGUGUGCGUGGCCAAUGCCACCUACCACUGCAAAAAGGAUAACUGCCCCAACCUGCCCAACUCCGGGCAGGAGGACUACGACAAGGACGGGAUCGGCGACGCCUGUGAUGACGAUGAUGACAAUGAUAAAAUCCCAGACGACAGGGACAACUGCCCCUUCCAUUACAACCCAGCCCAGUAUGACUAUGACCGAGAUGAUGUGGGAGACCGCUGUGACAACUGCCCCUACAACCACAACCCAGAUCAGGCUGACACGGACAGCAACGGGGAAGGAGAUGCCUGUGCCGCGGACAUCGAUGGGGACGGUAUCCUCAAUGAACGAGACAACUGCCAGUAUGUCUACAACGUGGACCAGAGGGACACAGAUAUGGAUGGGAUUGGAGAUCAGUGUGACAACUGCCCCCUGGAACACAAUCCAGAUCAGCUCGACUCUGACUCAGACCGCAUUGGAGAUACCUGUGACAACAAUCAGGAUAUUGAUGAAGAUGGCCACCAGAACAACCUGGACAACUGUCCCUAUGUGCCCAAUGCCAACCAGGCUGACCAUGACAAAGAUGGCAAGGGAGAUGCCUGUGACCAUGAUGAUGACAAUGAUGGCAUUCCUGAUGAUAGGGACAACUGCAGACUCGUGCCCAAUCCUGACCAGAAGGAUUCUGAUGGUGAUGGUCGAGGUGAUGCUUGCAAAGAUGACUUUGACCAUGACAAUGUGCCAGACAUCGAUGACAUCUGUCCUGAAAACAUUGAUAUCAGUGAGACUGACUUCCGCCGAUUCCAGAUGAUUCCUCUAGAUCCCAAAGGGACAUCCCAGAAUGACCCUAACUGGGUUGUACGCCAUCAGGGUAAAGAACUUGUCCAGACCGUCAACUGUGAUCCUGGACUUGCUGUAGGUUAUGAUGAGUUUAAUGCCGUGGACUUCAGUGGCACCUUCUUCAUCAACACUGAAAGGGAUGACGACUAUGCUGGAUUUGUGUUUGGCUACCAGUCUAGCAGCCGCUUUUAUGUCGUAAUGUGGAAGCAAGUCACCCAGUCCUACUGGGACACCAACCCCACUAGGGCUCAGGGAUACUCAGGCCUUUCUGUGAAAGUCGUGAACUCUACCACCGGGCCAGGAGAGCAUCUGCGGAAUGCCCUGUGGCACACGGGAAACACCCCAGGCCAGGUUCGCACUCUGUGGCAUGACCCUCGUCACAUAGGCUGGAAAGAUUUCACUGCCUACAGAUGGCGUCUUAGCCACCGGCCCAAGACCGGCUUCAUUAGAGUGGUGAUGUAUGAAGGGAAGAAAAUCAUGGCUGACUCAGGACCCAUCUAUGACAAAACCUAUGCUGGUGGUAGGCUAGGGUUGUUUGUCUUCUCUCAAGAAAUGGUGUUCUUCUCCGACCUGAAAUACGAAUGCAGAGAUUCCUAAUCAUCAAACUGUUGAUCAAAAGACUGAUCCUAACCAAUGCUGGUGUUGCACCUUCUGGAACCACGGGCUUAAGAAAACCCCCAGGAUCCCUCCUCCCUGCCUUUUCUCUGCUUGCAUAUCAUUGUGGACUCCUAAAAUAUGGGACUUGCCUUGAGAAAAUGCCAUUUUCCCCAAUCAGACUCAGCAUGCAGCUUCUGAAUGCAAAGAGAAUCGUCCAAGAACAUCAACAGUCUCGUUGGUUUGCUUUUUAAGAAGCAAACGCAUCCACGUGCUUCAGCUAGCAGGUGGCUGUCCACUCUGUUUCUGUCAGAGUAGAGUGCUAUUCGGAGCAGUGGACUCCAAAGCAUUUCCAGGCAUGUGAGAGAAGGGAGGACUCACUAGAAUUGGCAAACUGCCACCCUUGACAGACUCCCUCAGAACGAGGGGGAGCAGGGGCCAAAGCCCUAAGGGGCGGGCGUGUCCCCAAGAGAUGAUUGUAUGAAGACAAGAUGGAGGAGCUGUUACGUGUUCGGUACUAAAUCAUUUUCAGGGGAUUGGAAGACUCUUGCUGGAUUUCAUGAUGCUAACCAGUGUUAGCUGAUUAAGCCGCGUACAUAGGCACUUAAAUAGAAGCAGGGAAGGGAGGGAAAGACUGGCUUCUGGACUUCCUCACGGAUCCCCAUCCCUUACCUAUCACCCAUAGUGACCACAAUAGGGAGUGAGAAUUAAGCCGGUGGAAGGCUGUGCUGGCUGCCCCUGCCUGCUUACCUUGAAAUUGUUGGUUUUAUUCCACACCUAGCUUGUGCAGAUGCAGCAGAAAAAUCAGAAAACCUACCAUCUCAGUGAGCACUCGGCUGCCUCCAAAGCGAUGUACAGCCGUGCUCGUAUUUUUAUGGUUAGAAAGGCACAAAAUUAUCAACUAAAACAUUCCUUGUCUCUUUCCUGAAUAUCAUGGACUUUUCCAACUCUUUUAGACUGUAGUUUUUUUUUAAUUUUUUACAAACACUUUACAAUAUAAAAUAUUUAUUUUUUACUUACUCUGGAGGAUCUGUCUGAAAGACUAUUCAUGGAACAGGAAGAAGCGUAAGGACUAUCCAUAUCAGCUUUGUUAGGAGUCUUCAUGACUGUAAGAUUGUAAAUACAGAUUAUUUAUUUACUCUGUUCUACCUGGAAUCUAGGUUUCAUAUGGAAAGUGUCUGACAGCAGGUAGUGGAGAUUUAUCAACAAAUCUCUCAAGAACGGCACGAGGAACAUCAGAGUGAGCUGCUCUUCACUUUGUGCUCAGAGUGAAUGAUUUGGGAUCUUUUUUGUCUUUUCAAGUGGAAUUAGUUGUCCAUUUGCUAGUGUCUUUAAGUUUCAAAGCAAGCCAUGAGGCCUUUCAAUCUGUCGCGCCCCAUCCCUUGUGCCUAUUUCCAGGGAGAAGAAAAUCAUCUACACUUUUUUGUUUUUCCAAAAGAGAAAAAAAAAAUAACAAAGGUGAAACUUAUAUACAAAUAUUACCUCAUUUGUUGUGUGACUGGGUAAAGAAUUUUUGGAUCAAGCAGAAAGAGUUUAAGUGUCUUACAGACUUAAAGCUACUGUAGUACCUUUAAAAAAAAAAAAAAAAAAGCAGUGUUGUACAUAGUAUAAAAAUUCUUUGCAGAAAAGUAUUCCCAAUAAGGAAAUAGCAUGGAAAUGUUAAAUACAUUUUCUGAAAGUUAUGUUUUUUUCUAUCUUAUGCCAUUGCUUUAUUUUUAUAAAUUAUUUUCUCAUUGCCCUUGGAAUAGAUCUCAGAUUGUGUAGAUAUGCUAUUUAAAUAAUUUAUCAGGAAAUACUGCCUGUAGAGUUAGUAUUUCUAUUUUUAUAAAAUGUUUGCACACUGAAUUGAAGAAUUGUUGGGGUUUUUGUUUUGUUUUUGAUUUGUUUUUCGCUUGUUACUAUCCCCCCAGUUUUUACUAUUUGCCAAUACCUUUUUCUAGGAAUGUGCUUUUUUUGUACACAUUUUUAUCCAUUUUACAUUCUAAAGCAGUGUAAGUUGUAUAUUACUGUUUCUUAUGUACAAGGAACAACAAUAAAUCAUAUGGAAAUUUAUAUUUAUA
Molecule: messenger RNA, 5637 nt
Organism: Odobenus rosmarus divergens (Pacific walrus)
Lineage: Eukaryota; Metazoa; Chordata; Mammalia; Carnivora; Odobenidae
Gene: THBS1
Product: thrombospondin 1
Exons: 22
Coding region: 68-3580 (1170 amino acids)
Biological process (GO): cell adhesion; negative regulation of angiogenesis
Cellular component (GO): extracellular region
Molecular function (GO): calcium ion binding; protein binding
Source: RefSeq, a predicted model, not a curated record